AUCGAAGCGAUACUGACACCGACCUUGGUAUCGGACCCGUCAACAUCGGUAUUGGUCUUCCCAGCGUGAAGGUGAAGUGUCUUUAAACGUGACUUCACUCUUUUCCACAGCCUCAAAAUGUCACCCGGUGGACUUUUAACCACCCGCGCUCAAACAUGCAAGCGUCUGAUUCAAAAGUACCUGGCAAGAACCUACACCUCCCGUCCUGCUCUCAAUGAAGUGGUCAUUGUCAGUGCAGUGCGUACUCCAAUGGGAUCCUUCAAGGGCACCCUGGCAGCGGUUCCAGCUACCAAACUGGGCUCUAUUGCCAUAAAGGGAGCCAUAGAUAAAGCAGGAAUAAAGCCUGAAGAUGUGGAUGAGGUCUACAUGGGCAAUGUACUCCAAGCAGGAGAAGGACAGGCCCCCACCAGACAAGCCUUGCUUGGGGCAGGUUUGACACUUGGCACGCCAGCAACGACCAUCAACAAAGUGUGUGCCUCUGGGAUGAAGUCCAUCAUGAUGUCAGCACAGAGUCUAAUGUGCGGACACCAGGAUGUGAUGGUGGCAGGAGGUAUGGAGAGCAUGUCCAACGUACCCUACGUGAUGGCCAGAGAAACACCAGCCUAUGGCGGCGUGAGGAUGGAAGACCUCAUUGUGAAGGAUGGACUCACUGAUGUCUACAAUAAAUUCCACAUGGGCAACUGUGCAGAGAACACGGCUAAGAACAGUAGCAUCUCCAGGGAUGAGCAGGACAAGUAUGCUAUCGGCUCCUAUACUCGCAGCAAGAUGGCAUACGAGUCCGGUGUGUUGGCCAAGGAGAUUGUACCUGUUAGCAUCCCUCAGAGAGGAAAACCUGAUGUGGUUGUAUCCGAGGACGAGGAGUGGAGGCGGGUGGAUUUCAGCAAAGUCCCCAAACUUAAGGCAGUAUUCCAGAAAGAAAACGGCACAGUUACCGCAGCCAAUGCCAGCACUCUGAAUGACGGGGCGGCUGCCCUUGUUUUAAUGACAGCAGAUGCUGCAAAAAGACUCAAUGUCACUCCCCUGGCCAGGAUUGUAUCUUUUGCUGAUGCUGCUGUUGCACCCAUUGAUUUCCCCAUUGCUCCUGCAUUUGCUGUACCCAAAGCGCUGGAUGCAGCCGGGCUCACCAAAGAUGAUAUCGCCAUGUGGGAGAUCAAUGAGGCCUUCAGUGUUGUCGUUCUGGCCAACAUUAAAAUGCUGGACAUUGAUCCGGAAAAAGUCAAUGUCAACGGGGGAGCUGUGUCGCUGGGACAUCCCAUCGGAAUGUCUGGUGCAAGAAUCGUGGGUCACAUGGUGCACAACCUCAAGUCCGGCCAGUACGGUCUGGCAGGUAUCUGCAAUGGAGGCGGUGGAGCCUCUUCUAUUAUUAUUCAGAAAUUGUAGAAUGUUAAAUGAAAACAUUAGUUUCUUGUGGAACGUGUGCUGAGGGCCGGUAGACUCCCAAUUCUUUGAUAAGAUCCAUUUUUUAUUAUCAAGAUUCCAGUGCUGGUGGCCUUAUUCAUACAGCAACAAGGACUUGACUCUGAAAACAUUCAUGUCACACUCCUCUGUUUGAGUUCAUAUUUAACUCUGAAUUGAAU
Doryrhamphus excisus (bluestripe pipefish) is the source of this 1577-nucleotide messenger RNA. It is a transcript of the gene acat1, whose product is annotated as acetyl-CoA acetyltransferase 1. Gene Ontology annotation, biological process: fatty acid beta-oxidation. The record is from RefSeq and is a predicted model, not a curated record. NCBI's taxonomy places the organism in Eukaryota, Metazoa, Chordata, Actinopteri, Syngnathiformes, Syngnathidae. Gene Ontology annotation, cellular component: mitochondrion. Gene Ontology annotation, molecular function: acetyl-CoA C-acetyltransferase activity.